CUUUUUUUUGUAUAUAAACAACCUCAAGAGACCUUGAAUGUUUCCAGCUCUCGUUGCUAUAUCCCGAUGGCUCUAUCUCCUUGAUUCAGUUGCAGGCCACUGUUCAAUCCCAGCUCUACUUUAUCAGGCUCACCCAGGUUUACCAUAAUGUCAAACACAGAUUCAAAGAGCUUUUUCAAACGAGUGGUGGGCAGGCUGUUCGCUAAAUGCAAGAUAAACAGACACCAUCCCAAGCAAAAUAAGCCCAUUCCUCCUCUUGACUUGGAGACAACAAUGGACUUUACCUCUUUGAUUGUCUCCCUAAAGAUCAUAAUCUUGCCCGAGUAUUCUAAAAUGAUCAGUGAAAUUGGGUUGAUUCAAAACAAAUUUAUCAACAACGAGUUUAAUGACGAGGAUUACAAUAACUAUAAAGAAUAUGUAACUUAUAAAGAGCUUUUAAUUAAUCUAUCUAAUUACUCAGACUCAUGCCAACACCAUUCGUUGGACAUUAUUCAGAGCCUAUAUUCAAUGCAAAUCUCUGGCAAAAAUUUCAUGAAUCAGAUUGAUUCAAUCACAAACGAGUUUUUGGCCUUGGCUAUAAGCUAUCAAAAUCUAAAAAUUGAAUAUAGCCAAUUUUUGCAAAACAAGAUUAUAAAUAAAACAAAUUCCAAAGUAGAAUUUGAUGAAUUCAGAUUAGUCUCUCUUCAAAUUUCAGAACUAUCCAAUAUUUUUGACAAACUUAAAUCAACAAUCGACAAGUAUUAAUUAUUAAUUAUUAAUCAAGAAUCAAGUGACAACAUUACUCAUUACUGCUAUUGAAUAUCUAUCCAAUUCUUACUUUUUUGUUAUUUGUUUGUUUUUUUAUUAGUUGUUUUUUUUUUUUAAUUUAUUUCUUGGCUUGUUUCUUUUCUUGUGAUCAAGAAUUCUUAUUGUACUCUAUUGGUUUUUGGUGUUUGCAACUAUUUUAUCUUUUAUAAUUUAUGUUUUAUGUCUUAUAUUUUAUGUUUUAUAUUCUAUAUUUUAUAUUCUAUAUUUUAUUUUUUUCAUUAAAUCAGAUUAAAUUUCAUUAUCAAUAAUUCAAUACCCCUUGUUUAUUAUCUCUUAAUAUACAGAUUUGAUUUGUAUUUUCUUAUUAGUAAUAUCAACUCAACUCUCCUCAGAUUGAUCCCAAAUCAUUGUGAUUAUCAUUAUCAUUAUCAUUAUCGUUAUCAU
This is a messenger RNA of Ascoidea rubescens DSM 1968, 1191 nucleotides long. RefSeq lists its product as uncharacterized. The record is from RefSeq and is a predicted model, not a curated record. The transcript has a single exon. NCBI's taxonomy places the organism in Eukaryota, Fungi, Ascomycota, Saccharomycetes, Ascoideales, Ascoideaceae. Bases 148 to 744 code for a protein of 198 amino acids.